Branchiostoma floridae (Florida lancelet) is the source of this 1705-nucleotide messenger RNA. Its product is annotated as E-selectin-like. The record is from RefSeq and is a predicted model, not a curated record. Lineage: Eukaryota; Metazoa; Chordata; Leptocardii; Amphioxiformes; Branchiostomatidae. The coding region runs from base 83 to 1705 and encodes 540 amino acids. The transcript has 10 exons.
UUUUUGGUAUCCUAUCGAUGAUUCCACAGUGUACACGACUCCGGAGCCCGUGCCCGCGUGGGUGCAGCAGUUUUCCCCGGAGAUGCAGAGGUGGUACCGGCUGGCGCUGGCUGCAGGACGGGACCCAUCAGCGAUACAGCCUCCCGGCACCGUGCAGCAGCCGACCUUGCCGCCUCCUGUGGAGGAGCUUUGCGGUGACUCGUGCACGUCACACCACGAGUCACUCCCAGACCUACGUCACGGCAACUUCAGCUGCAGCACCAUCGCCUACCAAAACAUCUACGUGUGCAUGUGCAUCGCUAAGUGCGACGACGGCUACCAGACCGAAGACGCGGGCCUGCUGUUCUGCAACCGCGGCCGAUGGGCGCCGAUCCAGCCCAAAGUCGUGUCGACACUCGUCGGCGUCGGUCGGGCUGCAGACGCGAUGCCGAACACCGACCCGCGGUUUUUCCAGCACCUCGGUAUCUCCGACGAAAUUUACGCGGAUGUGGCUCUUCACAUUUUAGUGAAGCUUGACCAAGUCCCCAACCUUCCCAUAGUGGAGACAUAUCUAGACUUGAUUUCGCUGGACAAUAUUAUCGAUUUUGACAUGAUGCGGCAGUUGUUGAUCUGGGUCGGUCCGACUAUCGAUGACAUUGUGGCCAACCUGGACUUCCUGGAGGUUUUGUCUCGUUUAGUAACGUUUGGGGCCACCAGACAUCCGGUUUGCAGAAACGUGGUCUGUGGAGGUGACUUUGAGAAUUUAGUUCAUGGUCGAGUCUUCAGCAGCACAGUGACAUACAAGUCAGAGGCCAGAGUGGUCUGUGACCGAGGCUACCUGCCCAGGCACCCUUCACUGACGUGCACGGCUUCAGGACAAUGGGACAAACCCGCACUGUGCGACCCAGUAACCUGCAGUAUACCUGAGGAUCCCCCGCACGGCUCGUACCUGUGCCAGGACCACCUGUUCUCGGACCGAUGUGACGUCAUCUGUGACGUAGGGUACCUGCCGGAAACUGACGACACCCUGGGCUGCAGCUGGACCGGAAACUGGACCGCCUUUCGCAGCGGAAACACCACAGAGAUGGAAAAUGCAGCAACAGCAGACGCCGUUAUCCCACAAACUCUGGCUUGCGUCAUCGCGGAUUGCGGAAAUAUUACGACGCUCACACACGGCGACGUCACCUGUACAGGUACGACGUACGGCGAGACGUGCCAUCUCACCUGUAUGGACGGCUACAAACGGUUGAACCAGGAUAACCUCACCUGCCAGGUUCAUCACGUCACAGCACAGGCUGCCUGGAGUCAGAACCCGGAGUGUAUCCCAGUGAGUUGUGGAGUCCCUCCGGAGUUCCCCAACACAGUCAUACAGUGCGCCAGCGGACACACCUACGGGAACACCUGCGGAGUCACCUGUGCGGACGGGUACGAAGGAACAAGCCACCAGACAGUAACUUGCCACAGCACAGGAACCUGGAGCCUACAGACGGGAGCGUUCCAGCCAGUUGUUGGGGGACCAGAUCUGUUCUGUCAAAAGAAGGACUGCGGCAUACUGUCUAGUCCGGCUAAUGGCAGCCUGACUUGCAGCGGGACAAAGUUUCAGGACUCCUGCCGCCUGACGUGUGAGCCGGGCUACAAAGUUGCCAACGAGAGCGGCCAUGUUUUCCACAGCCUACACAGCUUCAGGUGCAUGGCCAGUGGACACUGGAGCGACAAACCCGGGUAA